Coprinopsis cinerea okayama7#130 is the source of this 555-nucleotide messenger RNA. RefSeq lists its product as hypothetical. NCBI's taxonomy places the organism in Eukaryota, Fungi, Basidiomycota, Agaricomycetes, Agaricales, Psathyrellaceae. The record is from RefSeq and is a predicted model, not a curated record. The transcript has 2 exons. The coding region runs from base 1 to 555 and encodes 184 amino acids.
AUGCCCUCAAGCGGCACUGGGUGGAUUCCGACAGACACCACUAUUGCGAAGGAUGUGACAUACAUUUCGACGAUGGAAACCAGCUCCAAAACCACCUCCGUUCGCGAAUUCACCAAGUCCCAGAGUUCCGCUGCCGUCGGCCAUAUCGACUCUCAAGGAUGUCGGUUCAUCAACCGCCAAACAUUCAACGACAACAUGUGCCAAGCGGACUACUACAACUACAUUGUGAAGGAAGGCGUCGUGGCCGGCUCCCUCAGUGAUCAAGAUAUCGAGGACAUCACAUUGGGAUCAUAUGCGCGGAGGGAAGGCUCUAUGCUUGUCUGCAUUUGCGGGACACGGCACAGGAAUGCACAUGCACUGAGGCAGCAUCUUCGUUCACCAGCCCACGAACCUGCGCUCUAUGAGUGCCCAUGUUGUGGCUUCCACAGGCAGACGCUGAGCGCGAUUCUCUCACAUUUGGAGAGCGGGGCUUGUCCGGGAGAUAGGGGUCAACAGGAACUUGCUAUAGAAGACAUAUGGGAUAUGGCCGUGCGAGCUGCCAGUGGUACGUGGUAG